This is a messenger RNA of Westerdykella ornata, 549 nucleotides long. RefSeq lists its product as uncharacterized. The record is from RefSeq and is a predicted model, not a curated record. Lineage: Eukaryota; Fungi; Ascomycota; Dothideomycetes; Pleosporales; Sporormiaceae. The transcript has a single exon. The coding region runs from base 1 to 549 and encodes 182 amino acids.
AUGGGUGUGGGCACCAGCAACCCCCGAACGACAGGGGAGCGGGAAAGGGAGUGGAAGCAGUGGGAGUGGGAGUGGGGACGGCUCAAGCAGGUCGACGAGUCGUGGGCGGGUCUAUUUUUUUUCCUGCUGGUUGUGUGGCUUUCAAGGGUUGUGGGGGAAGAGAGCCGUGGCGUCCAUGCCGUCGCCAGUAGCGUGGGUGAAGCAGCAAGGUGGACCGUUUCUUUUCAAGCCCGCCAGAGCUACCACAAAGGGUUUAGAGCAGAUGAACGGUCAUGCAGGUCGAGCCAGGGGGCGGGACAGCAGCUAGGGUCUCUCCCUGCCGCAUCGGCGAUGGAGUCGCUUUUGGGAACGUCCGCUCUCUUCGCUCUUGGCUCUUCGCUCUUGGAGCAACAUGCAGGGAGCAGGGGCGCAGAUUGGUUCGACGGAUUCCCAGGACAGGGCCUGGAUGCAUGGCAGAUCAGACGGCGCGCGCACGAGGCUGCAAGGGAGGGCAGGAGAAAGAGAGGCAGGCCAUCGACGCAACCACGACGACAACCAGCGGAUAAAUGA